AUGCCUUUCCACGACAAAUAUUUACCGUGUGUGAGGGCGAAUCACUACUGCUCAAGGUGUGAUCGAACAUUCUCUGACAAGGACAGUUUAAUACAACAUUUACAACACAAUUCCAAACACUCUGUUCGUGAUGUACCCGAAAGUUGCAAGCACUGUGGGAGAUCCUUCUCAUGCACGAGAGCGUUAAUCCAACACCUUAAGAAUAACCGACAUCAUCUGAAGGAUCUGCAUCACGCCGCCUGUACAGGUAGAUUCCAGCUCGUCGAUACCCUUAUGAGAUGUGAGAAUGCUGAUGAACCAGGCGAUUCCCAUCUUCGUUCUUCGAAAUCAGUGUCAAAAUCCCAGAUGGGAUUCACGCCGAUGCACUGUGCCGCCUUCGGUGGUCACUACGAAUGCCUGAAGAUUAUGCUCAGUUGGUCAGAUGGGAAGCCAAAUGUUGCUGAUCCUAAGGAUGGUAGAACCCCUGUCCAUCUUGCUGCUUGGAGGGGACAUGCCAAUUGCCUCAAGUUGCUACUCAUGAAUGGAGGCGACUUGCAUCGACCUGACCAACAUGGAGAUACUCCGUUUUCUUUGGCAUCCGAUUACAACUGUUUAUCGAUAAUUUUAUUCCAUCUAGCCGGUAAGUGAAAGUACGUUUGUAAGCGGGUAUUGUUUGUUUGUUUGAUUUUCAUUUACUUCUUUCGACAAUCUAUUAUUUAAACUCAUUAUGUUUGUAAAUUCAGUUCAGCUUAGACUGACCCUUAGGGACCGAUCGUCUUAGACGGGGUCGGGGGUUUUCAGAAACGUGUGGUGUAUCAAAACCUUACCCCCCCCCACACAAAAAAUAAUAACAUAUGAAAAUUGUACCCCCCCCCCAUUUGGCAAUAACACUUUUUAAAAUGCACCCCCCACCCUGCAACCCCUUCUAGACCAAGUCUCUUCUUUCAUCCUUGGGCAUUGAUUUCAUAAGCUGUAAGAUUAACGGGUAGUGACAGCAGUGUAGCGUGAGACUUUCCCGAAGACGGAAUUUUCUUCAGAGUAGGGGUCAUUUACAGAAACCUUGCUUUGUUACUUGUUCACAUUUUGUUAUUACCAUUUAUUGUUUUGUUGCAAAAUAAACAUACUACACUUGCUAAAAAUGGUGAAAAUUUAAUAAGCUCCCAGCCUCGAGUAAGCACCCACCGGAUCGAUUUCACUCCUAUUGAUCAGUGAAAGGAUAAAGGAAAUCCUAACACAAAAAAAGCAAUAUAAUGCAAAAUAUUUAUCCUGAUUUAAUGACAAAUAUGCUUUCAGGAAAUUAAAAAGAUCUAUAUAUUUUUCCAGAUUUCAGCUGUAUGCAUAGGCAAAUGUGCAUACAUGCACACUAAGUCCCUGGUAGGAGAAAUAGCUGAUAGGUUCCUGGGCCAAGCUUUAUACGGGUAACAUUUUGUUGCUGACAAAGAACUGCCAAAGCAUAUUUUUUUGUCUACUUUUGAAGGAAACAUGGAUUUGCUUCAAUCAUAAUAUAGUCUGACAACAUUUACAUACUUUGACCCCCCUCACAUUUUGUGCAUUUUCAAAGUUGACCCCCCAAAAUCAAGCCUCUUAGGAAAUUGUACCCCCCCCCCCCAUAAAUGAUUGGUCCCUUACCAAAACCACAUAUACUUAUGUAACAUAUGUUUCAUCGCUGCACAUACAUGCCACUUAUAUGGACAUGCAUGUGACACAUGUAAAUCUGAAAGCUUGAAUGAGAACAUUGUAUGUAACACAUAAACAACCUUUUUCGUAACUUUUUAUAUAAGAUAUAAAUGUAAUUCUGGAGGCAGAUUUGGAGAUCUGUAGAGAUCUAAAAUCUGGAGACUCUCUAUUUUGCAUUACCCCCACAUAUCAACAACCUGACCCGACUUCCCCUUCCCCCCCCCCCCCCCCCCCCUCACAACAUAAACACAAAUCGAUUCUUUCCCCAAAUUCUAACAUGGAAAUGGGAAUGGCUUUGGACAUUAUAUGAAGUCUUCUGUAAAUUACACACCAUCAAAAAUUAGCUUUUCUGAUUGUAGUGACGAAAUAAUCUUGCUUGUCUGUAAUAAAAUACAUGUAAAAAUGAGCCUGAAACCCCACUAUGAAUUUCCACCUUUCUGUGGAAAUAGUGUAAUAAGUCAUUAUUAUUUUUAUUAUUAUUAUUAUUAUCCAGGCACGAAUCCAGGAUAAAUACUGACUGAUUUCCUAAACAAAUGCCAAAGGCACAAGCUUCUAGGGGGAGCUCAAGGGCAGGCUCCCCCAGAAAAUUUUUCAAAUUUUAACUCCUAAAGGUCCCCUUUCCUGGGUUCCUAAGUCAUUCAGACAGGAUAUUGGCAAGAUUUCAACUUGGGAAGUUUUUUAUAUUAAAAAUGUAUUUAUUUAUGUAAAAUCUGACAGAUUUUUGUGAAUCAGUGGAAACCAGUGUGGAUCUGCACCUCAAAAGUGAUUGUUAUAUGGGAGAUUUGGUGGCCCCGUGCGGGAGACCCAGGGCCCGCGCAGAAGGGGAGGGGCUGGGGGGCCAGGGCUCAACCCACUUUUUGAAAAGUAAAUAAAUAAAAUUAAGUUACAUACAUUUUCAUAUAAAAAGUCUCUAUGUUGGAAUAAUAAUAUUCAGCUAGCAGACCUUGCAAAAGCAUCUAAAUUUAUUAUUAGUCCAUUUCAAUUCUAUAUCAUUCUGAUGUGUAGUACGCCUCAAAAUGUUUAUGCUUACAAAACUGCACUUAGGGAGCAUUCAUAAUUUACCCAGAGGGUGGGCUAUGAUGAUUUUGAGGGGGGGGGGGGUCACUCUUUUUCCCUACUAUGAUUUAGGGGGGCUGUGGAAAAUUUCAAAUGAAAAUUACAUCAAGCAUAGGGGGGGCAACCAUUUUUUGGAUUUGCUAGUUUCUAAUUAUAAAAAGACUCAAGAUAGUUUGAUGCUCUCCAAGAGUUGAAAGAUGACUUGCUAGAUUAUACAGCAUGGCCAGUUGUUAUGCAGUGGUUUAAUGAAGAUCAUUAGCAUCCUCUAAACAGAUAUUCAUUUAAAAACACUGCACUAACAACUGGCCAUGAUCUAUCAGAUCAUUAGCUUCUCAAUCUGCUUGCAUCAAAUUUAUAUGGAAUGCAUGUUCAGUGCAACUAAAAGACUACUUUCUCUCCAGUACCAAUUCAGAUAGUUAAAUUUAUUAUAAGCCAAUCAUUUAAUCAGCUUUUCUCAAGAAUGUCCAAAAUAGAACAAUUUUGAAUUAAAAAUGCAUAGAGAUUUAAUUGUACUAAACAUGAUAUUUUCAUAAAUUGUCAUCUUGAAAUAUCACCAUUUCAUUAGUGCAAGUUGUUACUGAUGAUUUACUAUGUUAAUUACUAAUAAAGCUCAAUAUACCUGUCACAAGGCUUUGAUAUGGCUAAGGGUGAGUUUGACAUGUUGUACUUAUGUGCUGGGGGAGGGGGGGGGCUAUGAUAUUUUCCUUUGAUAAAUCAACAUCUCUUGAGGGGGGGUCAGAAAAAAAUCCCUGAGAUUAUCAGGGGGGCUUCAAAAAAAUGAAAGGAAAAAAUAAGGAAAUCAUCAUAGCCCACCCUCUAGAUAAAUUAUGAAUGCUCCCUUAGUCACAAAACGUCACUUAGUCAUAGACCUCUGCGUUUUCAAACUGCAGCCAGGCUAUGUAGCAUGCAACGAUGCGGUAUGGAGUCUUUUUUGAUGAAGGUUCACGGUUAACUUUGAAGACUACUCCACGGAACUACAGUUUCUUUAAACUAAUUAUAUGUGAUAUUGCAUGCUUCAAUGACAUUCUAGACAAAAUGAAGGAGUUCCGGAAACGUCAGAAGACCAUAAUCUGCAAACUUCUGCUGGUGAAUCCUGCAUGUGCAAUCAGGGGCAGUAGAGAAAGGUUCUUUUAUCAGUGGCUACAUUAGGUUAAAAACAUGGCUACAUUCACCCUGACUCAAGAGAGGUUCAGUAAUCUGACAGGUCUAAUAAACAGCCACAAAGAGAGCAGCCAUGCCAACAUAGGAAAUAAAUUUGCUGUUCGUAUCUAUAAUUAGAUAAGAAAUUUUGGUAUUUUGAGUCCACCCCUCCCCCCCCCCGCCCCCCCCAAACUUCAAAAGAGGUGGUCACCAGCCCCUGUACUUUAACAACUGCUCCACGGGCCCUGAGACCGGGAGAUUGGUACUGUAUCUGGGAGUCUCCCAAUAAUCCUGGGGAGUUGGCAUGUAUGUGAAGUAUUAUGCACCAUCUCACUGAUCUUAAGUGGAAAUUGCUGCCAUUUGUAGGUCUGCAAACGCUGCGUCAGGCAAGAGCUGGUUUCCAUUCAGCAGGGAAAUAUAACUUCAAAGCAGUGGAAAAUGUAUGGAACAGACUGUAUGGUGAAAACAGUUUUGAGAAACAGUUCAAUAUACGUCACGUGGAGGAGGUCAGUGAAGAGUGUGAAACCAGACAUGUUGUAAGUCAAGUGCAGCAAAUUCAAUUAGAGAGUGAUAUUCAAGGUAAGUUUUAAUCCCCAUUAAAGACAAAUGGAAAAUAUUGGGUACUUAAUUAAAAUUAUUAGGUUUCUAACUGCAGCUGCAUACCUUUUCUGUAACCUACCGUAUAAAAUUAAGGAGAAGUCAAACAAAUAGUCCUUUUUUCCUCGAACUAACUCGGUUUUCAAGACUCCUGCUAGGAUUUUCAUGUGAGGGGUGCAAGUCUCACAAGCCCUGCGAGUGUGUCUCGCACUUUUUUUAACCUUUGCUUCAGGAGUUUUGUUUGACCACUCCCGCCUUCUUGGCCUUCACAAAAAUACGGGCUGUUUCGCAGUCCACAAAGUAGGGGUAGGGGGUUACUGUCAAAGAGUGUGGUCUGGGAAUCCCAUCCUUUCUCGAACCAAAGGAACCCACAAAUUUGCUACCCCAUUCCAGACUUAACAGUUAAGAUAUUGUAUAUUUGUUGUGUAAAGGACUUGAUUUGGGUAAGCAGAAAGAUGUAAAACAUUAUUGGACACAGGAAAGAUACACUUUACGGGUCAAAACUGGAAGGCCAUCACAGACCUGGAAGGUUAAAAGUGGGAUCUAACGUGAAAAGGGCACAUAGCUCUAUAUGGUAUAUAAGGUAGCAACCCCUUGGUCUUAAUAUUUCAAGAAAUCUUAGUAUUACAUAUUUUAGUCAGUAACAUUGCAUUGAUAUUAAUUGUCGUUAUAUUUUAGCAUUUCUCAGUAAAUUAACAACAUAUUGUAUUGAUCGUGGAUUUAAGAAAGUUAUACAUUCACUCUCGGAGCUAAAUAAUGUUGCCAACCCAUGCAUUUAACAUAACAUGUAAAAUAUUCUGCUCUUACCUAUUCUGAUUUUGUAUUUCCACAGACCCUUAUGGUGAACCAUAUGAGGUCCUUGCGAGGGGAGAAGAGGCAGUAAAAAUCUUCAAUCGAGCCCUUCGUGAAGGCAAGGCGAAGGUGACUCGACUGCAGCUCACAGUCAUUGGAGAUAUUGGAGCGGGAAAGACAAGCCUGGUUCGAAAUCUUAGUGGAGAGGAUUUUGUGAAAGAAAGAGUCGAGACCCAUGGAAUCGAUACGUCCAUGGUUGAAGUGACAGAACUUGAUGAUUCUUGGCAUGUAACUGAUCUGAACAACUCCUAUGUAGAUGACAUUUUAACAGAUAAAGUUUGUGAAGGAAUAAAACAUUCCAGUGAGGCGAAGGGACGUUCAGGUGUGUAUCAGUUGAGUUGUUCCGAUCCAGGACCUUCGCCGCUAAGUCAAAAAAGGCACCGUCCACCUUUCACAAGGCGACUCCUGAGCAUCGAGUGUGCUCCUGAACACCAAGAGGGUGAUUCUGGCUCUGAUGAUGCAAGUGACCAAACAAGCAUGGUCCCUUUCACGAGAUCUAGAAGUGAACAGACGCCUCCGAGAGAAAUACCGGUAGACCUUAUUACACGGAAACUGAGUGAAGCUUCACUAACAGACAAAGAACGAAAAUACAUCAAAUUCAGCAUUUGGGAUUUUGCAGGCCAUCCCUUGUACCAAGCCAUGCACCACGUGUUUUUGAACAGACGCUCCUUCUACCUUGUUGUAACGAAUCUCGCUCAACUGUGCAACCCCGAGACUAAAGACCAUGCUUUAAAAGAAAUUCAUUUCUGGCUCAACUCUGUCCGUGUCCAUACUCCUCAGACCACACCAGUUUUCCUGGUGGGAACGCAUCGCAAUGCUGUCAGCGAGCAAGACAUAUCUAACGCAGAGAAACUUCUGUAUGAUGAAUUUGCUGCAACCUUUGCCCAACAAUUGGUCAAAAACCAAGAGCAGAAUUUUUUAUUCUCAGUAGAAAACACUCUUGGUAGUGCAGACGAGGGAGCUUUGCUAUUAAAGAAUACAAUCGAAGAAGAAGCCUCCCGCCUUAAGCUGAUGGAAGAGAAAUUGCCUGUCUUGUGGCUUCACUUUGAAGAAGAAAUUCUCAAGUGCAGGGAGAAGUCAGAUUGCCCAGCCUGUGUAACUAAGGCUCUCCUCAAAAAUAUGCUAGUAGAAAGCAACUUUGAUGUCUCGGAUGAAACGUUUGAAAAUAUGCUGCGAUUUUAUCACGACAGUGGCGUGAUUAUCCUGCCAGGUACGGGGUGACUGAAAAACUAUCUUUGGUUAGAAUGUCUGUGCAGUUUAGUGAUAACGAAAACAAAUAAGCAUGAUAAUCAGCUUGAAUAACUGACACGUUCUGAAGUAAGUUUUACCACUACAGCCCUUCGCUCAUCGUUGGUUUCUAAGGUGUCUAAGGUAGUAAACUAAUGGAAGUGUUAACGAGACCUCCCCCUAAAUUCAGUGCUAGUCAAUUGCUGUUUUUCAUACCAUACGUUAACACAUCUUAAUAUAUUUCCUAAUUACCCUGGGGCAAUUUGUUUUUUCAGGAGAGUUAAUUGGACCUGAGACGCAGAACACCGAGAUAAGCAAUCGGGUAGUGAUAAACCCCCAGUACCUGGUUGAUGUGAUGACCUGUCUUCAUGAUAUAGCAAAUCAUUUGGGUGUUGAUCGAGAACAUCACCCUCAGUGGCAAAAGCUGCAAAACCAGGGCAUAACAGACAUGAAGUUUUUGCAACAUGUCUGGAAAAAUUUCGAAAGCCCGGCCUCCGACCUGGUAGCCAUUUUGGAGGUCUGUGGUAUGCUGUGCGCCGUUUCAGCUUCAGUACGAGUAGAAGAUCCUGAAGACCACAGUGAGCACGGUGAGGGCGGGGACAUGGAGACUGGGACAAGAGAGUUCAUCGUCCCCUUCCACCUCGAAGGAAAAUCUCUGAAAGGAAAGUGGGAGAGGCUUUGUCGCAAAACCUGGCAGGCCAUUUGCAAUACGGAUAAAGUUCUGAUGUUUGAUUUUCUUGGCUUCCUUCCCCCUGCCCUAUUCCAGUACUUCAUCGUUCGCACAGCUGCAAAGAGUAAGAGCAGCAGUGGCAUGAGGCCUAUCAUAGCUAAAGAGAUGGCUAUCUUCUCUUUUGGUGACAGCUUCUUCUUCCUUGCGGAGACCUGCCCAAAGUUCAACCAGAUUAAAAUCAGUGCAAGGCAUGUUGAGUUACUUUACAGCUGAAGUUUAGUGUACCCUGUCAAUCAGUGUAUUUCAUUUCCUGUUUAAUGCCUUUGCGUAAAAGAAAAAUGGAAAUAUGGUCUUGAUUUUUCAAUGCUUUAAUGGCUGUAAGAGAAUUUUUUUGUUAAUGGAACGAUAAGUAUGCCUCUUUCUCUACGUACUGAUAGCUUGUAAUUUCAUAGCAUCUCUCUUGGUCGCUUUUUUGCCUUAAUUGCUGACUCUUCCACCAAGCUUUUACACUCUUUACUGCUGCCAUUACAUUUCUGGCCAUUACCACGUUUUCGCUGCACAAUGAAUAGAAUGAAAUGAAAAGAAGAGAAAUAACGACUGAUUUCUUAUCCACUCGUUAGGUACAAGAAUGGAAAGAAGUUGCAUGAAUUUUUCAACACGCUAAUGACAAUAAUGUCAGAAAUUUGUCAGCACCAGUUUAGGUUCCUUAAGUUUGGUUUUGGCCCACUCUGCCCUAACAAACGUUGCCCAGGUACCUCUUGCGAUGGCAAGGUUGUCAAAACAGACUCGUCCUCUGAUGAGAGCGAUGGUGAAUUGGAUGGCAACUCCACGUGCGAUGAGGCAGAUGACAGUCCAUCCUCAGGGGAAAUUCGUCCUCACGUAAUCUGCAUUGACCCUGCAGUGUCGUCUCGCCCUUUGUGGUGCAACAGCACACCAGUCCACGAGUUUGAAGAAAUCAAGGAAUGGCUUGUGAAGGUGAUGGCAUACUGAAUAUAUAGCAAUUGCUAAUGACGCUUUCUUUAACAUAGUCAAAGAUGCACCCAGGAGGGUUGUAAGCUUGGUAUGACCACUUGCUAGACAUAAGCCCUAAUUAAAUAGACGAGUUUACCGACUGAUGUAUGACCUGUCGGGUUUGAAUGACAAGAAUUGUCUCUCAAGAAAUCCUGUCUCAUUCAUCAUUAUCGUUUGAUGAAUUUUUCAAAAAAGGAGAAAAUAACUAGCUGGACUGCAGUAUCUUUACAAAGAUAGUUUUGUGACGUGUCUAUAGACUGUCUAGAGGUAAGACGUCUACCUGUAGUCAAGCUUUUUCGUUAGCUUUGAUGAACUACAUUUGCGUACCAACGAUUUGGUAACCGCUGACAUUAUUUGCAGCCAGUUCAUCUAUUAACAUAAACCUUUGAACUCUAACCUAAACAGCCUAAACUCGUUUGCUUUUUAUCCUUCCAGCCCCAAGAUACCGAAUGCAAAGUCUCCGAAGAUUCUCCUUGUUAUUCAAGUGAGUAAAAUGCCAAUUAGACUAUUCGUCCUAGACGUGAUUGCUUUAAUUACCAUUGUAUAUUACAGCGGCCGUGUUCAUUUGAUACAGCGCUAGUUUUCACAGCGGGAUGAGGCGGCUUCGUUUCCCGAGACCCAACCAAUACUCAGGGUCAUGAAAUGACUCAGGGGCGUAGCUACCUGUACGCACGGUGCGCACGGAGGAACCUGAAGAAGUCCAGGGGAAAAAAUAAAAUAAAAAAGCGAAAGGUGAAAAAAAAAAACUAAAUGAAUUUAAUAGUAGGAAGAAAACACACACAAACAAAAAAAAUACCUCCGCCUGUCUUUGCAGUAUACUGAAGAAAGGCAACGGAGGGUGCCAGUCCGUCGGUCAAACCAUUAUGGCAAACUGCGGUAAAAAAAAAAUACUCAUUACCCAGCGAGCAGAUUUUUCUCUCUUGCAUGGCUUUUAGCGUUUACGAAAUCGUUCGCCUCGCUUGUCAGUCGCGUAGUUGGUUUGUUUUAUACGCCCAGGGGCCAAUAGCCAAAAUCGAGUUUUCAAACAGCUACACUUCCAGCUUUGUUUCAACAGCCAUACAUUACCCUAAGAGAAUUGGCGGGGGUGGGGGGAGUGAUAUAACUUAACUUCGUUUAGGAAAACAGCAAUUCAGCAUUGUUAGGAAGUGUUUCUAUAGAGUUUAUUGAAAAGGGAGGGCUCUAAAUUUUGAGGAGAUGCAAACGAGGAAUCUAAGAAGGAGGAUGGGAGCUCUUCUGAAAUUUUUGCAGCUAGUAUAUCCCACCUUGAUAAACUGUUGAAUUAAAAAAGAACAGUUUAUUUUUUAUUAAAACAGAACAAGUUGACCAAUGCUGUCAGGCUUUAGUUGCCAAGCUAAUGGGUAGCAAAUGGAAGUGGCUUGGCAGGUCUCUUGGUGUCGAAGAGACAGUCAUUGAGAACAUUAGGACGGAGAACGACUCACAGGAAGAGUGUGCCUUUCAAAUCCUUCGAAGUUGGCAGGUCUCAAAGGGAUCCAAAGCUACUGUUCAUCUGCUGAUGAAGGCAAUUGAGGAAAAUGGUAACGUGAACGCCAUGGAAGCCUUUGAUCGACACUUGGGUGAGGUUCAUGGAAAAGAAACAGCUCAAGAAAGUCAGUGUAAAAAAGAAACUCGCUAAGUGGCCGAUUUAAUGCGAAUUUAACCUCCGGUUGUUUUAAACUGGGUAUCAGCAUCCUCUUUCCUAGCCAGAGCGGUUGCCGAAGACAGAAAAUGUUGGUCAGAUAGCGUGGAGGCCUAAUGCGCCUACUGGCGGAAUGAGACAUGAUGAUGAUGAUGAUGAUGAUGAUGAUGAUGAUGACCCUCUUUCCUAACGUUAUAAAAACAGACAGUUGGUUUCUGUGGAGAGAUUCUUCAAUUAUGAAAUAUAAUGGAGGCUGAGGGUAUAUAUCUCUAUAUCAGGUGAAGAUUUCCGCAGAUCGCGAAGGAUUUCAAUUCACCCUUGGUGGAUAACAGCCUCCGAGAUCUACAUAACUAUUCAUAUCGUACGAAAGCCAAAUUCAAUAAUUGUUUUAUCAUUAAUUCAAAACAUUUCUGAGUUCUUAACUUCCUCAAAAGGAGGAUAUUACCAUCUUCCCGUCGUGCAUUGUGGUCAAACUAUAUUAUCACGGCCGAAUCCCAGCGCGUGACUCAUUUCAAAGUGUCGCCGCGGUGGAAACACAAGGGCACAAGAGAGAGCUAGAGAGAUACACGAAAUAAUUAAGUAUACUCCACGUAAAUUGUGUCGAUUGUUCGAUAGAAUUUCACGAGGUAGCUAUAGAUGCCCUUCUCAGGUCUGAGAUUUUGUUUGCUGUUUAAAUUCUUCAUCGAGAUUGUUUGACUGCAUGUAAGUAAAAGCUGAUAAACCCGGGUCUUGUUGCGGGGGUCGUCCGCGAUGAAACAAAUAUUCAAUAAUACUUCUCAAACGCUGGCUGGUAAUUUGUAGUAAAAUAUGCAUUGAAUAAAGAAGGUAUCAAAGAAUCUGGCUGCGAGAAACUCAGUAC
Messenger RNA from Porites lobata, 10704 nucleotides. The record is from the annotation of a GenBank genome assembly. Lineage: Eukaryota; Metazoa; Cnidaria; Anthozoa; Scleractinia; Poritidae.